AUGCGCUCCGACAAGGUUCCCGGAAGAAUUGUUCUGCACAAUCCUUACCGUCAAACCGUCGCUAAAUACCCUCAGAUAUCAGGCCCUGGUCCUCCAAGAUCCGGCCUUGAAACUGACCCUAGCGAACAUCCAAACCGAGCUGCGCGAGAAAUUGUGGCUCCUUCUCAUAAAAAAUAUAUUGCAGAUUCAUACUUUAAGGAACACAAUAGCUUGACAGAUUCAAAAUUUGAAGAUUAUAUUGCCCAAGAAAUUUCUAAUGGAUCAUGUGAGUUGUUGGAAGAACUCAAAGUUGGGACAAAGAUUAUAUCCUUGCAUCAAAAACUGAUUGGUGAAGGCUCACAUCGUCAUCUAUCGUUGGAGAGUUUGCUUGAGUCCAAGUUUGGAUCUCAAGAAUUUUGUGAGGCUAUAAUCAUUGAAAGACUACCUUCUGGAGUCUUUGCAGAUUUGUUUGAGCUGCAACAUUUGGUGCAGCGCGGUGUAUUCACUGAAGCUGGUGUAUUUGGAGACACAAAUUUAGAAUUGCCUUCAUUUCGGUCAAAUCGGUCACUGAUUGAGGUUCACUUGGAUAUUGGCUCUAAAUUAUUGUCAAGGCACAAAGAUGAAGUAGAAUUUAAAAUUGAGCUUCCACUACACGCACGUUAUCAGCCACUAGGACACGGGUUUUCAAGGGUUGAAUUUCGCCCUCCCAAUUUAUUCAUGCAGUGUAGCAUUGAAAGAAAAAGCAUGGAGAAAUGUAUAUUUCCAUUAAGCUACCGCAAUGGCGAAUCUAAAACUGAUGAGGUUGUGUGGGAAAUACCUUGUGGAGACAAAGAACAUGCAGGAAUUGUAUCGGCUAUUACUUUCAUGUCAGCUAUUCUAUCAGCUCUUCUAAUUAUCCUUGUAUCUAUUUACUAUUCUGGUAGUAAUGAUUGUCCUGACUUUAAACAAUUGUGAAAUGUGGUUAGAUUAGACAAAUUGAAUAUGACCACAUAAUUUUAAAAAUAAAACAUAAUAUUUUUUCAUCCAUGACUAAUGAAGGGUGGGCAAAUGAUUUUUGUUUUUUCUAUUGCGGGAUUUUUUGUUUUUUUUUUUGUUUUUUUAAUAUGUGGAUGAAUAUUUGCACUUAUUAGUGUUUGGUGGAGGUUUGAGAU
Molecule: messenger RNA, 1130 nt
Organism: Ipomoea triloba (trilobed morning glory)
Lineage: Eukaryota; Viridiplantae; Streptophyta; Magnoliopsida; Solanales; Convolvulaceae
Product: phosphatidylinositol-glycan biosynthesis class X protein-like
Biological process (GO): GPI anchor biosynthetic process
Cellular component (GO): endoplasmic reticulum membrane
Source: RefSeq, a predicted model, not a curated record